Messenger RNA from Didymodactylos carnosus, 294 nucleotides. The record is from the annotation of a GenBank genome assembly. Lineage: Eukaryota; Metazoa; Rotifera; Eurotatoria; Philodinida; Philodinidae.
AUGUCUGUAAAAUCGGUAGUAAAAAACAAGGGUCAUUAUAACUUACGUAGGCAAAAUAUAGGUGCACAAUCAACAAAGCUUAAUGCAGAUGACAUGAAAGACGCUAUAUUAAAUAGUUUAAACACUGAUGAGGCAUUACGUAAAUCAAUUCAUAAUAUGAUAAUAUCACAUCGUAAUGAUGAUCAGAAUGGUAAUGAUGUUCGACAAAAACAAAACUUUAAUGAUGAUGAUGGAAGUAAUCUUGCUAUGGUUGCUGAUAAAGUAGCUAAUCUAUUAUUAAAACCCGUAGAGUAG